UAGUUCACCAAAACUAAUUUACGCUUUUAGUUCGGUACUAAAUGAUAUUCUUUUCAAGAAAUUAAUUAUGUAGUUAUGACUUUCAUCUCUCAGGUCACUCAAGACAAUUGAUUAGCUAGCUAAACAUAAAUGCAUCGUUGAUUCUUCGAUUAUCAUUAAAUUUAAAUGCAAGCCGAAUUACCUAACUCACAAUUGACUUUCUGCUCAAAUACCCAAAAAAAAAAAAUUAAGAAAGGUAAGAAGAUAGAAGUGGAAAGUGGAAGUAAAUGAAACCGCUGCAUGAUUCAUCCAUGUAGGGCCUAUAUAUAUGUUGCAGGCAAACAACAAAUUUAAGCUCAUUACAAAACCAUAAAGAAGAGCAGAGAGAGAGAUGGCGGCAAUGGUUACUGUUGACCAACCAGCUGUAGAAUUACGAAGAAAAAGGGUUGAUUUUCACCCUUCUGUCUGGAAUGAUUUCUUUGCCCGCUCCAUCGCCGUCGAUCAUCAUGAUUCUCAGCAGACUUUGAAGGAAGCUCGGCAACUGACGGAAGAAGUCAGGGAACUGCUCAGGGGAGCUUCCAGUAAUGAUGAUAAGAAGAUCACCAAUACGAUUCUGGAAAGGCUGGAGAUGAUUGACGCCGUGCAAAGGCUUGGCAUCGCUUACCAUUUCGAACAAGAAAUCGAAGCUGCUCUCCUUCAAAUCUCCUGCACCGAUGAUGAUGAUGAUGACAACGCUGACUUGUACGCCGUUUCCCUCCGGUUCCGGCUUCUCAGGCAGCAGGGCUAUCCCAUCAAUCCCACGCGUGUGUUGGAGAAAUUCAAAGACGAGAAGGGCAACUUCAAGGACGAUCUGGCCGGCGACGUGAAAGGGCUGCUGAGCUUGUACGAAGCUGCUUACUACAGAGUGAAUGGAGAACAGAUAUUGGAUGAAGCACUUGAGUUCGCAAGAACUCAACUUGGGCCCAUUGCCCGGCUAGAGGACUCGCCUUGGGCUGACCGAGUGAGACACUCGUUGAAAUGGCCCAUACUCAAAGGGCUGCCCAUAAGAGAGUCGAGGCACUUCAUGUCGUUUUACCAACAAGACGAGACCCACAACGAAGCCAUUCUGAAGCUAGGGAAGCUGGAUUUCAACUUGGGGCAGAAGUUGCAUCAACACGAGCUUAAACUUCUUACCAAGUGGUGGAUGGAUUUGGAUACGUCGAACACGCUUCCAUUUGCGCGAGACAGAAUGAUAGAAUGUUACUUAUGGGCAUUGGGGCCACUCGUAAAGCCAGAUCAUACCACCGGCAGAAUAUUCCUCACCAAAUUGACUGCACUUGUCUCCAUCCUAGACGAUAUCUUCGAUGUCCACGGCACUCUUGAUGAACUCGAGUGCAUCGUCAAUGUCAUUGAGAGGUGGGGGAUCAGUGACGAAGAUGUGGUGCCGAACUAUUUCAAGUUUUGGUUCAACACAUUGCUUGACCUGUUUGCUGACAUAGAAGCUCAUGUAUCAAAGGAAGGCAGGUCCUUCUGUAUGGUGUAUGCAAGGAGAGGGGUGAAAGAGUUGGUGAGAACAUACAUCAAGGAAGCAAGGUGGUACAACAAAGGUUACAUACCAAAAAUGGAAGAAUAUGUGCCUAAUGGUUAUGUGAGUGUGGGUUAUCCCCUAGGUAUGACAAUUCUUUGUUGUGGGAUGGGGGAAGCUGCUUCAGAAGAGGUCUUCCAAUGGCUGUUCAAUCAACCAAACCCUAAUAUUGUUGUGGCUGGUUCUAGCAUUGUCAGACUCAUGGACGACAUAGUCUCUCACGAGUUCGAGCAAGAGAGGGGUCAUGUUGCUUCGUCCGUGGAGUGUUACAUGAAGCAACAUGGUGUGUCAAAACAAGAGGCAUAUGUGGAGUUGAACAACUUGGUGGAAAUUUUGUGGAAAGACGUAAAUGAAGAUCUGUUGCGACCUUUGAAGGUUUCGUUGCCAAUUCUGACAGCCAUAGUCAACCUGGUGCGAGUCAUGGACUUGUUGUAUAAAGACGAGGACACUUACACAAAUGCCAAGACCUUCAUGAAAGAAGUGAUCACCGGCACUUUGGUGGAACCCGUGCCUAUAUAACUGCCUCUCGUUUUUUCAACAAUAUCUUGUGCGGCUUAUUGGAGAGAAUAUGUGCAUGCAUCAUACUAGUCAAUAAUAGAACCUAAUUGUCAGAAAAAUUCAAUAAUAGAAACUCAUGAUAUAAUAAUUUACAAUCAUUGAGAAAAACUAUCCUUUUUUUUUUUUAUGUUUGUUGGCCUUCCUAUAUUAUUGUCUGAACUAACUAAGCUGAAGCUCAGACAAAUAAUGAAAUUGACAAACGAUUGUUUUCUUAGGUAAACAUUGAAUGGUACAGCGGAUUCGUAUCUUAUUCAAAUCAAUAAACGAAGCUCUUCAGCGACUAAAAUAAAGGCUAUACGCCAGCGGUUUCCAAGCAGAGGUGGUCAGGCCCGCUACCACAAAAACAAACACGGCCCAAUAGUGGCAGAUUCGUAUCUCCUCUCUCAUUGGCAUGCAUGCCGCAUAUCCUGGGUAAUAGAUGGAGUUUCACAUGGUAGUUGCAUCUUCCCAUAUUCUCCAGCUGGCACAGAAAUCAGCUUUCAUUUUGCGAAAAUGCAUGGAGAAAGGAAAGAUAUAUCAACUAUACUUGGUUGUCACUUCAAGGCUCAAAUUAGGUUGAAUUAGGUUAUGAAACAAACAGAAAUGUAAAAAAUACUAACAUUAAAGGUGUAAUUAGGGCUGUUAGCGGUGCGGUUUCGGUUUUAACCGAACCGCCAAUGCGGUUAACCGCAGCCGACAAUCAUCCAAAAACCCCAACCGCCACCGACACCGAUUGCCUCGUCGGUUAGCCGAAAACCGCCGUCACGGUUUCGGGUCGGUGUCGCGGUUAGCUGAAGACCGACGCAAGGGGUGGAUCUGGCCGAAUUUCUGGAUCCGACUGUCGAAUCUCGCCGCCAAAUCACCAAAUUUCUGGAUGGAAUUGGGGGUGAGGUGGCAAUUAGAACCGGCGAGGAUCCAAGAGGGCAAAUCGACAGAAGUAGGGGGUGACAAUCACCCCUUGCAUGUCUUCUUUUCUUCUAUCAAGUGACGGCGACGGACACCGAGGAAGGCAUGGCGACGGCGACGGACAACGAGGAAGCAGGGGACGGAGAUGGCGAUGGACGAUCGAUCUUCACUAGAGCAAGCCAACAACGCCCCUCUUCUCCUUCUUGACCUUUGUUCGUUGAAUCUCGACUAUCGCCGCUUUCUUAUCGGCGGAGGAGAACCAAAUCGCCGCUUUGUGACCUUGGAUCUGGAGGAUACAGGGAAAGGAAGAAAGGGGGAGAGGCGGAGAGCGGCUAGGGGAGAGGGAGAGACAAAGGCGCCUUAUUGUUUUUCGAUACGGGUUAGCGAUGGAGGAGGGAGGAGAAGGGAACGGAGAAGAAGGGAGAGACUGGCGAGAGGAGAGGGAAAAUCUUGUUGUCUUGGACGAGGAAGAGGAAGAGAGUGGGGGUUGCAAACUUGCAGUGGGAGACUAAAGGGGUGAGAAGUCGGUUUUUCGGUGAACCGAGUUUAUCUCGGUUACUUCACUCGCGGUUUUCGGUUAGAAUUAUAACCCAAAUCUACCAACCGACGCCGACACCGCCAGACUAUUAUCGGUUUUUGGUUCGGUCUUUAACCAACGGUUCGGUUGUUCGGUUAAACCGUAUAACCGGCAACUGAUUAUCACCCCUAGGUGUAAUUAGGUUAAAGGCAGUUAAUGAGAUGGUUGAUACAAUAUCAUUUUGUGUGUACAAUCAUCUUAAUCCAAAUAGAUUUAUUUGAAUUUGUGUAUACAAUCAUCUAAACCAAAAUAGAAUCAUUUGGGUCUAAUCCAAACUGGACCAAAUUCAAACUCAACCCAAACCAAGAACCAUUAAAAGUACAUAUGAGUCCAUUUAAAUCGGACUCAAUAACCAUAUAAAUCGUCUUAAUUUGA
This is a messenger RNA of Linum trigynum, 3938 nucleotides long. The record is from the annotation of a GenBank genome assembly. Lineage: Eukaryota; Viridiplantae; Streptophyta; Magnoliopsida; Malpighiales; Linaceae.